This is a messenger RNA of Aaosphaeria arxii CBS 175.79, 1782 nucleotides long. RefSeq names its product acetylcholinesterase precursor. The transcript is spliced from 2 exons. The record is from RefSeq and is a predicted model, not a curated record. Lineage: Eukaryota; Fungi; Ascomycota; Dothideomycetes; Pleosporales. Bases 1 to 1782 code for a protein of 593 amino acids.
AUGUUGAAGCUUGCGGCGACAGUUGUCGCUUUGCUGGGAGCAGCAUACGCCGAGAACGCGUCACUGCCUGUGGUGGACUUGGGCUAUGAGCUCCAUCAGGCAAGCAACUUUAAUGAGUCUUACCGCUUCUACAAUUUCUCCAACAUCCGCUAUGCAGCGCCUCCAUUAGGAGAACUUCGAUUCGCGCCGCCAGCAGCACCAGAAAAGAACCGAUCUUCCAUUAACAAUGGCAGCAUCGGCAGGAUAUGCCCUCAGGCCGGAACAGGUUGGAACUCUGUAGCUGUUCAAUUCCUCACAUCGCGGUUCCUUGGCCUUCCUUUCAACUAUACACAGCCAUAUGUUCCAACCCCAUCGAACCAAACUACCCCGGUGGCACGCCAGGACCCCCGAGCAUCCGAGGAUUGCCUCUUCCUCGAUGUCUUCGUACCUGAGAAGGUCUUCAACUCCACUGGCAAGUCUCAAAGCAACGGUUAUAGUAAUGGCAAGAGCAAAGGCGCACCCGUCCUGGUAUGGAUCUACGGCGGCGGCUAUGUCGGGGGCAACAAGUACACGAACCCAGCCGGGCUCCUCGCAAUGAGCGGCUACAACAGCACUACUAACGGCGAGGGAGAUAUCGUGUAUGUAGCGCUAAACUACCGCUUGGGCGCCAUGGGCUUCACAUCCGGACCUACCUACCAAGCCGAGGGCGGCACCGCCAAUCUCGCGCUCCUAGACCAGAGAUUCGCGCUCGAAUGGGUCAAGAAGAACAUCCACCUCUUCGGCGGCGAUCCUGACCGCGUGACGGUCUUCGGCGAGAGCGCAGGCGGCGGCAGCAUCAUGCACCAGAUCACCGCAUACGGCGGUUCUCAAGGCCCAGCACCCUUCCAACGAGCAAUCCCGCAAUCCCCAGGCUGGCUUCCGGUCUCCUCGCAACUCCAGCAAGAAGAUGCCUUCCAACGCCUCCUGAACUUGACCAACACUACCACCCUCGCUGAGCUUCGCAAGGUCCCCACCGAAGCCCUCAUCCGCGCCAACUCGCUCCAAGUCCUCGAGGCGCCGUACGGCUCCUACAUCUACGGCCCCGUCGUGGACGGCAACUUCACGCCCGCCCAGCCCCCUCAACUCCUAGCCCAAGGCCGCUUCGACAAGGACGUGGAGAUCAUGGUCGGCCACAACACCGCCGAGGGAGUCCUCUUCACGCCCCCGAACAUCAAUUCCACAGCCGACAUAAACCGCCAACUGCGCGGCGUGUUCCCUUACAUCCCCCAGAGAGUCAUCGACUACGUGACCACGGAACUCUACCCGCCCGUGGGCUCCAAGGGCACCAACACCACCGCCAACGUCACAGAACUCUACACGACUGAGUACGACCGCGCGGCCCUCAUCGUCGCCGAGUCCAUCUUCACCUGCAACACGCGGUACCUCACCCUCUCCGCCGACGCCAACAAUGCAUCCUCGUACUCGUACCUCUUCGCCGUCCCGCCGGGCAUCCACGGCCAGGACCUCAGCUACACGUUCUGGGACGGCGGGCCGCUCGCACCGGCCUCCUCGCCCCUGGGCGUCCGCAACGCGACCGUCGCGGCCGCGCUGCAGGGCUACAUCACGUCGUUCACGGAGGAAGGUGUCCCCUCCGCCAACGCGGCGGCCGCAAACGCAGGCGGCGUCAUCGGAGAGUUCCAGACGUACGGGGACGGCGAGAAGGAGGCGCGGGUGCUGCGGAUCAGCGACACGGGCAUCCGGAUCGUCAAGGACUCGAACCAGAACGGGAGGUGCGAUUUCUGGCAGAAGGGGCUGUUUUCCUAG